AUGCGUUCCCUGCUGGAGCUGGCCACGACGUGCUUUGAGCGUGGCGUGCUGCCCGAGACGCCGCUGGCGGGCUUCGCCAUCUACCAGGCCGCGCUGCUGGGCGUGUACGCCGCGCACUUUGGCAGCAGUAGUGGUGCUGCUGCCGUGGACGCGGACGCGGACGCCGCGCUGUGCAGCCCGUCCGGCCAGGUUGCCGUGCGCCGCGCCCUUGAGCUGUUGGCCGCCAUGCGCCACCGCUUGCCGCUGGCUGCUGGCUGGCUGCGCACGCUGCACCGGCUGCAUGCGUUUGUGGGCCGCGCGCGGCGGCCUCGGAAGUCGGAGGCUGGCGUGGUGCCGGAAGCAGCGGUGAUACGAGAUGCUGGUGGUGGUGGUGGUGGUGGUGACGAGCUACGGCUGCUGGAUGUUCUGUUUGCCGAGCUGGGCGCGCCGGAGGAUCAACUGGCCGACACGGCGACGGCGACGGCGAUGGUGACGGCUGCUGCGGUUACAGCGAACGGCGACGAGCCGCCGCCGGUCAAGAGCGAGGCGAGCGACGAGCGGCGCGACGCGUGGGUGCCGGUCAACGGCCACCAGCAGCAGCAGCAGCAGCAGCAGCAGCACCGCGACGGCAACAGCGCGACGCUGCGGCCCAUCGAGCCCGACCGCGCCGGCAGCACCAGCAUUGCCCCUACCACCACCGCCCCUACGCUGCCGUCCAUCCUGAACCUGCCGCCGGCCUCGCCGCCAGCCUACGCCGUCUCGUGCGCGCGCCCGGCUCCCCCGCACCACACGCACCCGUGGCCGUCGCCCGCCCCGUCCGCGGCCACCAGCUCCUCCACGUCCACCUCCUCGUCCACCCCCAACACCACCACUACCCGCCCACCGCCUCCUUUCUCCUCGCUGCUACCUGCCCUACUCCCAGCGGCCCACGCCCACACGCCCUUCCCCGCCCCGCCGCUCGCCGCCGUACAGCCCGCCGCCCAGCCGCCCGCUCCGCCCCAGCACCUCCUACACCACCACCACCAUCACCACCACCACCAUCACCAGCACCAGCACCAGCACCAGCACCAACAUCACCAGCAUCACCAGCUGCAGCUCGCCAACGCCCACGCGCGCGCGCGCCUGACCCCGCCCGAGUCCCGCGCCGCGCUGUCCGCGUCCCCGCGCGUCGUCUCGCCGCGGGCCGUGGACGCCGCUGGGAGUGUGCCGCCGCUGGCCGCCGCCGCCGACGACGUGCGCGCCUUCAUGGAGGGCGAGGGCCUGGACACGUGGGCUGUGCGGCGCGGCGCGGCUGCCGGCUGGCUGGGCGUGCUGUGGGAGGGCGCGGUCGUGCGGUGA
Messenger RNA from Ophidiomyces ophidiicola, 1317 nucleotides. RefSeq lists its product as uncharacterized. The record is from RefSeq and is a predicted model, not a curated record. Bases 1 to 1317 code for a protein of 438 amino acids. NCBI's taxonomy places the organism in Eukaryota, Fungi, Ascomycota, Eurotiomycetes, Onygenales, Onygenaceae. The transcript has 2 exons.